Molecule: messenger RNA, 2565 nt
Organism: Colossoma macropomum (tambaqui)
Lineage: Eukaryota; Metazoa; Chordata; Actinopteri; Characiformes; Serrasalmidae
Gene: fkbp16
Product: FKBP prolyl isomerase 16
Exons: 8
Coding region: 1-1566 (521 amino acids)
Molecular function (GO): peptidyl-prolyl cis-trans isomerase activity; protein binding
Source: RefSeq, a predicted model, not a curated record
AUGGUAUCCCUUGCUCCCUGUGCAGAGAUGGAAACAGAACCAGGAGAGGCAGAAAACAAAGCUUUGGAUCCAGGAAAACCUGCAGUGAUAUGGACCAGUGCAGUCCCUGAGGGCAGCCAGGGUUUGCAAGCAAAAAUAUUUAGCCACCAGCACCAACAAGAAACCAGUGCGGAUCUGGAGAAGCUGCAGGUGAACACAGUGAUGGACGAGGAGAAAGACACAGCGGGAGAGAAGGAAGCCAAAGAGGGAAUGGAGAAAGAAGACAAACUAGAAAAAGAUGUAGCGGUGGACGAAGAGGAGGAGCAAGAUACGGACAGUCACCAUGUAGCAGGUGGCAUGGGCGAUGAGUAUAAUGAACCCCAUAAUGAUGGUACCACUUCACAAACCCAUAUCUCCACAUCCGAGAACCCUGAGUCAGGCCACAAGCGACGGCAAAAUCUGACAAAGACACCCAGUUUUGGGAAAACAGUGCGGUUUUCAGAGACAGAGGACGUGGAGGAAAGAGACAGCUCAGAGGAAAGCCUUUUCCCAGACUAUGAGCUUGAAGAGUGGACUGUUACUUGCUUUGAGGAGUUGUUCAUGGCUGAGGACUGGAUCGAUAUCACUGAUGAUCGUCUGCUCAGAAAGAAAGUUCUGGAACCAGGACCUGAGCAAGCCCCAUGUCCUGUCUGGGGUCAAGAAGUCACGCUGAAAAUGCAGGGCGUGCUGGAGGAUAGGACCAUGGUGGAAAAAGACUCCAAGCUGGUCUUUGUCAUCGGGGAGGGAGAUGUCAACCAGGCUUUAGAGGAGUGUGCCAUCUCAAUGAGGAAGGGAGAGAUCGCGUUACUGUUGGCAGACUCACAGUACACCUAUGGACUUUUGGGAAGAGAGCCUGAUAUACCAGCCUGGACUCCUAUCCUCUACCAGCAGCAGCUCACAGAAAUCAGAGACAAAGCAGACCCCCUGUCUCUGCCCAUUUCUGACCGGAUCCGCAUCGGCAACCAGAAACGAGAGCGAGGGAACUUCUACUUUCAGAGAGAGGACUACAGCAUGGCGGCGCAGGCCUACUGCAUGGCCCUGGAUGUGCUGACCACACGCACACACGACAGUCAAGACUGCACGCCGGAGGAAGAGGAGGAGGUUAAUGACUACCGAGUCAAGUGUCUGAACAACCUGGCGGCGGCGCAGCUAAAGCUGGAGCAGUACAGCGAGGCACUGCACACCAGCCAGGACGUGCUGUUCCUCGAUCCCAACAACGUCAAAGCACUCUUCCGGAAAGGGAAGCUUCUAUCAGACAAGGGUGAUUACGAGGAAGCCAUGGAGACCCUGAAGAAGGCUUUAAAACUGGAGCCGUCUACCAAGGCCAUACAUGCUGAACUAUCAAAGCUGGUCAAAAGACAAGCAGGAGUCACUGAGAUGCAGAAGUGGAAUCCAAAAUCUGCUCAGCUGCUCGGAGAGAACAUAGCACCGUUCCUCAAACCCCCCAAAAAGAAGCCCCCCGGCAUGUCCUGGAAGCUUCUGCUUGGUGCUCUGGUGGUGGCCUUGGGCAGUUUAGUCACCUCAGUGGUCCUGACUGCAAGAAACUAACUUUCUCUCAAGCACUCAGAAGCUAACCUGUAAACAGGUUUCCUCAAGCACUUGGAUGCAAGUCCUGUAAACAACCAUUCCACAGCACUGCAGUGAGAACAAAGAGGAAGGACAGUGAACUGUUUACUAUCCUAGCUCAGCUUCAGCAUUGACACCCAUGGGCUUACGCAUAGCAUAAUGUAUGUGCAGAAAUAGGGUCAGACUGAUGCCUAAACAUUAUAAUAAAGAUCAGUAUUACGUGCUUAUUUACCCAGUUAUGAAAUAUCUCAAUAACUGUGCUCUCACUUGUCACUGAGGCAAUAACUGUUAGAGCUGUUCUAAUAGGCUUUUUCAGAAGAGAUCCCCAUAACUAGAUGAAGGUUUAUUGCAAGAAUUCUUUUUAAUCUACUGCUGAUCUGAAUAAUGCAUGCGGGCAGCUACUUUUAGGCUAAUAAAACCAGACCCCACUCUUUUUCAACCCUACUCAACUCUCAGCUCUGUUACCAUUUACUUGGUAUUACAAGAUUUCUUUCAGGAAUCAGUAAGAUGAUGUUUAGUGAUUAGUCCAAUUCUCAUGUUUAAACAUGACACCAACAGAGACUUAGUAAUCAUCACUGAGAGAGGAUACUUUUAGAUUUUAAUAUGUUCCACUCAACUCUACAGCAGUGAGACAUCACUAAACGUCUUCCCCCUUAAUUGCAUCAAACGAAGAUUUUAUAAAUGUGACACACAGUCUCUAUCAAACACAGUUGUCAUUAACGUGGCAUGCCGUCCCCAUCAAGCAAGAUUUUUAUAAACGUUUUUUAUAAAUAUACAAAUUCAUUAAACCGUCUCUCAGUGGACACACAGUGUGUUUUAAAGAAAAAAUAUAUAUAUCAUGCCUAAACUGUCUGAGAGCUUCUGUAUUUAUUCUGGUUUAAAAGGUGGAUUAUGGAAUCUUCAUGGUAGGAAUUAGGCAAAGAUUUUUAUUGUAAAGACAAAUUAAACAGUAUCUUUUGAAAUAAAGGAAUAUACUGGAGA